This is a messenger RNA of Saccostrea cuccullata (small rock oyster), 2865 nucleotides long. RefSeq lists its product as uncharacterized. The record is from RefSeq and is a predicted model, not a curated record. NCBI's taxonomy places the organism in Eukaryota, Metazoa, Mollusca, Bivalvia, Ostreida, Ostreidae. The coding region runs from base 347 to 1552 and encodes 401 amino acids. The transcript is spliced from 3 exons.
AAGAGUACACAGUUGUGUGUUUCAUUGAUAUAAAGCUGUAAAGAGUGUUUUCCGAAUUGAUAUUGCCCUACUGACUACAGCAAUUUACAAACUUCUGUACGUGCAACUUUACAAUCUUUAGGAUAGAAGACAAUGUCUUUUUUUUAAAUUUUAACCGGAUGCCGGGAAAUUUGAACUUUUGUGACAAUAAGUUAUAGAUUAUAAAAUCAGGUACAAUUUUCAACCCAAAUUGCAAUUAAAAAGAAAUGAUUUGAGGGGCCAGUAGUGAUGAAUUGAUCGGAAUAUUUCAUCAAACAUUUCAUAUUUUAUUGCUUUCUUGAACAAAGUGGGCUAAGGAUGAUAUAGAAUGGACCAUAUUCCCCGCCUAUCAGAGAUCCUCUAUGUAGGUCUGAGUCGUUUUGAGAUAGGGACACCAAGUAAAGUGGCCAUCAGAAGGGAUGUAAGGGACGUGGAGGACUUGCUACAUAGAAAACCUAAAAAAAGAAAAAAUAAAUGUCCAGUCAGACUUAUGCUUAGCGGUAGUCAUAGGGAGGGAUUCAGGUUAAAUUCAUCUGACAUGGAUUACAUGUCAUGGGUUGAUUGUUUUAAAGUAAUAAAUAACCUUUGUCAGCUUAGAGAUUACAAUCCAUCAAUUCAUCAUAUUAUGCUGAUGGAGGACACAGAUAUAUCGCCAGGUUUUGUUAGAUUACAGCUCUUAACGCCGCCACGUUUGAAUUCCUUAAGAUUCUUAAUCAUUACAUUAAAUGAUAGAUUUUAUAUAUCAAAUUUGUUAUGGAGACAAUGGAUCUUUCACAAUUUUUUUUCUGCUCAUAAUCUACAAAAUUCAUAUCUUCAUGGUCCUUGUACGAGUGGUUACGAGGGAACUAUUCAAUAUGAUCAUACACUUUGCGUGUUCUGCAAAUAUUGGCCAAGUACUACUGGAAACUGGAUAAAAAGAUGCCUUGGACACGUAUGGCCUCCUGAAAAUGUAUUGAAAGACAUUUUAAACGAUGGCUGUCACUGUGUGCCUAUUGGGAGUAAAUGUACUACCAGUAGAAAUGAUUUAGAGUGGAGAUUAUCCUUUUCUAUGGCCGAGCUAAAAUUAGUGUACUCUAUGAACCAUACUCAGUUUAUAUGUUAUGGAUUGCUUAAAAUAUUUCUCAAAGAAGUAAUCAAUAAAAACGUGGAGGAACCAUUACUGUGUUCAUACUUCAUGAAGACUACAAUCUUCUGGUUAAUACAAGUUGGACAUAUGAACUGGUGUCCUAACAAUCUGCUGAAAUGCUUUUGGAUGUGUUUUAAGUAUCUCAUUCUCUGUGUGUAUCGUGGCAAAUUCGCGAAUUUUUUUAUUCCGCAGAACAAUAUGUUUUUGAACAAAAUUGUCGGGGUUGCACGUGAAUCUCUUCUAGAACAACUUUAUCAGUAUUACAGGUUAGGCGUGUCCAGUCUACUCCUUAGUCCGACACUUAGAUCAAUUCUUGAGCCAGCCCUUUACGAUCUGACAAUAGUGAUCCCCUUAUCAGAAGGACAUUCUAACGAUAUUGCAUGUAAUGAUCUUUGUUUCGAAAAAUGAACUUUGGCAUUUUGGUAAAUUUUCUUAUGACUUGGAAUACAUUUUUUUGUUUUUAAAAUCUGUAGACACUUUGUUACAAUUGUCACGGUCACCAUACCAAUCAGUAACAUUACAAUAGUGGACAGCUGAGUGUCUUGUUCCAGCAGCCUUCAUGAUUGUAAACAGUGUUCAAUAUUAUAACCAUAAAUAUGUUUACUGUUUGGACAGAAAACUUUGUAGCAUGUUGAAAUUGUCAUCACAGAUAGGAACCAUCUCCUAUUCACUGUAUUUAGCUUUGUAUUACUAUAGGACAGGUAGGUAUAACGAAGCACUCUAUAUAACUAAUCAAACUAAACGAAGACUAUCAGAGCCCCAUGUUAUGUAUUAUGGUGUAGGAGACAGUUAUAGAUAUAGGGAAUAUGUGAGUGGUCUGUCUUUGUCUGAAAGAAUUAAAGGUGCUUGGACAAUGUCAAUUAAACUUCUUCCUGAGAUAUGCUAUAUUGAAGAAUUAACAUUAGAACAGUCGGUUGUAAAUAAAAUAUUAAUAUAUAUUCCUCCAUCUGUAUUAGUACAGAUGUUGUCAGUGUUAUCGCACUAUAGACUGGGUAUUAGAUCUCAGUGUUUACAGUUACUGACAGACCUACAGACACUGCUGCUCUAUGAUGAUGGGAUUUAUGUUCCUUUUGAAGAGAGAGACAUAUCCUGGCAGAUACUGGGGAUCUGUCAGCAAGUUGUGGGGGACUUACAUGGGGCUUUACGGUCUUAUCGAGAGUCGCUUAAAGAGAAUCCAUGUCAUAAAUUGAAGAAAGCUACAAAACUUAGAAUAGACUACAUACAAGAUGAACUGUGUAGAAAUUUACGUGAAUAACUUUAAGUUUCUGAAAUCAUAUUAUCAUUUUUGCAAUUUAUCACAGAAGGCAUCCAAAGUGAAGACAAAGAAAACUAUGUGCAAAGUAUUUUCCAGAAUGUCUCAAUAAACCUACCAAAUCCAAGAAAAAGACUUGAAAUAUACUUUGUUGGUUUGGUACAAUUACCUUUUUUAUGACAUAUAUGUAUAUACGAUUGUAUUCUACAUUGAAACAUCGAAAAAAUUGCAUAAAAGUUUACAUUAAGUUUUCAUACCUGCAUACCCUUAUUAUUGCAGAGGUGCAUUGUAAAUCCCCAUUUCGGUGGGAUUUCAGAGAUACAUUUAAAGGGGUCUAAUAAAUUAAUAAUAUGCCAUGACUUAAUUAUUUGAUAAAAGGAGGACGAUAUACAGAUUAUCUGAAGACUAACCAGGUCUGGAUUUUAUUUUUAUAUAAUGCAAUGAUUUUAUAUUGAUUGUAUUUUACUGU